Molecule: messenger RNA, 2121 nt
Organism: Neoarthrinium moseri
Lineage: Eukaryota; Fungi; Ascomycota; Sordariomycetes; Amphisphaeriales; Apiosporaceae
Exons: 2
Coding region: 1-2121 (706 amino acids)
Source: RefSeq, a predicted model, not a curated record
AUGAAGACUAGGAGCAGAGCCAAGUCGCUCCCUCCGCUGCAAUCACGCAAUGGAGCUCAUCACCACGCAAUGGAGUCAGAGAGAGAGCAGCAACGCACACAGGAGCGAGGCAGAUCCAGAAUGCGCAACGACUUGAUGAAGUGCCCAACACCACCUUGGGAUCGUCGGGUAGAUGUGACAUUUCACGAGGAGGCAGCGAUCAUAAGAUCGGUUCGUGGUGCCGAAAGCCUCGAGAGCGCACGAGAGGAGAUUGUCGUAGGGCGGGUAGCCAGAGUAACGACAACGAAUCAUGGAGAUCUCGAAUCUGACACCUACAAAGCCAUCAUUUCGAUUCUCAACUACAACAAGAAGCGACAGAACGCAAUCAACGACUCGUAUUCGAAGGUCUGUGCAAGAUUACGCUUGACCCGAGGCCGCACAUAUACGGCAGGUGAGUCGUGCAUGCUGCUGAAGUUGCCAGUGGGAGCGCGUUUAAUCAUCUGGGGAUACGUUAUGCACGAUGAUCCCAGUCUUGAGCCGAAGCCUAUCCGAAUGCAAGCUUUCAAUCCGUUCUUCAAGGAUGUGUGGCACAUUGCCGGAUUCGAAAACACCAAGGAGCUGUUCUGGUCAUCGCGUGGGGCACUUUCAUCCUGCUUCUCGAUACGGAUGGACCUUCUGGCUUACGUUCUAACCACCCAUCGAUUCCACUUUGUCUUCUCGCCCCACGUCAAGGAACGACUGUGUGCCGAGAUGUUCUACUGGAUCGACCAGUACAGCCAUCUGAUGCGCCACAUAACGAUUGAGCUGGACCUGAGCAAGCUGGGCUUCGGUCCCAGCUCGUCUGCUGCCCACCUUGUGCCUGGAAACCUGAACGUGACCGCUAGCGUGGCUCGGUUCACCGAAAUCCAGGUAGCGCAUCGAUCGAUGUCGCUUGCAAACUUGGUGCUACUAGCACGUCGUUACCAUGGAACCCGGGCGGCAGAAACAGAGGACCAUGGACGCAGCAAGCUGAGACAAUACUGUCCACCUGAUGGCGAUUAUGGAGCUGUAUUUCCUAUUGUCAGGCUGUCAGGCCAGAUCGAGACCCUUCGAAUCGUCGGUUUCAAUGCUUCCACAGCCAGUUGCAUUCUGGCGUCUCUCUUCCCCGACGUCAAUUGUCAGGACCCGGACGAGCUCUCGAGACAUGCCCACAGAGCAGACAUAUCGUGCGUGUGGCCCUUCAUUCCAGGACAGUCGACCGUGCACCGAUAUAUGCAGACCGACGUGAAUGUCAGAGCACAAUAUGGAAAUCCAUCAGGGCUAGCCUACAUCCCCAGCUCAGCACAGAGAGCGAGUGUGGCAAGAAAGCAGUUCAUAAGACUGAGGGAAAUGCUAGAGGCCUAUGACCUGCGCAAACAGAGCGCCAAGGGGUUCAGCGGUAUGACCACAGAACAUCCCACACAGAAGGUCACUCGCCGAAGAACAGUCAAGAUCGGAAGGUUUGGUAGAAAGAAGAGUCAAAAUGAGGGCAGCGACAGAACCAAAAACCACCCCGGUGGCAGUAGCACGGAGAGAAAACCCAGCAACGAUAUGGAAGAGCAGCGGCGGACUAGUAUGAACAAAGCAGCAACCACACCGGCUUCACUAAGCAAGAACAUUGCGCCCAACGCUGAUCACGCGAGCCAGAGCACGGCGAGGGGUUCCUGGUCGAAGCCACUCAAUCUGGCAAGCGCAGGCAGCUUGGGAAGCCUCGAGAGUCUGGGCAGUAUCAGACGGCGCAGUCGUCCCGGCAGUCGGCACAAGCUUCAAAGCGAAGCGACCCGCGGAAGCGUCCCGAGCACAAGCCGAAGCUCCAACAUUGCGCAUCGGGUGGAUAGCCGGCCGGGGUAUGAUGAGGGGGUCAAACAGGACAACCGGCAAAGCGUAUAUAGCCUGCAGGGUGGACCGGCCCGGAAUGCAGGUCAAGGUUGGGCGGCUGAACAAGCGGAAUCGCUGGGGUCGGGAGAAACACCGCGCUCGCAGACUCCGAGAACCAUGGGGAAGACGAGGAGCCUCACUGACUUGAUUCGGCGUACUCCUAGAUCGCCGGCUUGUGCGAGCUUCAAGAGCCCGAGGACCCAUGGGUCACCUGAGCGGACAACAAACGCCGUACACUUUCAGUAG